Mytilus trossulus (common blue mussel) is the source of this 2889-nucleotide messenger RNA. RefSeq lists its product as uncharacterized. The coding region runs from base 10 to 1566 and encodes 518 amino acids. Gene Ontology annotation, cellular component: nucleus. The transcript has 3 exons. Lineage: Eukaryota; Metazoa; Mollusca; Bivalvia; Mytilida; Mytilidae. Gene Ontology annotation, molecular function: DNA binding. The record is from RefSeq and is a predicted model, not a curated record.
CUUUUAAGGAUGCCACAAAAAAAGCAAUACCUGCAGGAGUCCCUUGAUAAGGCCAUUGGUGCAGUAAAUUCAAACAAAUUAAGUAUUUCUAAAGCAGCUACAGAAUAUGGGGUACCAAGGACAACCAUAUCAGACCAUGUCAAUGGAAAGUAUGACAACCAUUUGAAUGGACCUUCAAAGAUGCUGACAGAUGAAGAAGAGACAUCUUUAAUAAACUACGUCAAGUAUAUGGCAGAGAGAGGUUUUCCUUUGACAAGAAGAAUGUUAAAAGCAUUCGUAAUUUCUAUCAUUGAGAAAUCAGGUAGAUCAACUUUAUUCAAUAUGGAAAAAGGUCCUAGUAACAAAUGGGUAAACAAACUUCUAAACAGACACCCUGAAUUGUCGGAAAAACUACCAGAACAGCAGGACAAAGCCAGGAGACGAAUGUCUAAUGUCACUGUAGUUGACCAAUAUUUCAAGUUGCUAGUGGACACAGUCGACUCUUUAGGAUUAACAAAUAAACCCAACCAGAUAUUUAACUGUGACGAGUCUGGCUUCAGUGGUAAAGAAAAAAGUAAGGAAAAAGUUUUUACACUAAAAGGGUCACACAGCUACCAACAGAAAGUAUUAGUCCAUGGUCACAUUACAGUUCACAUGUGCAUAGCAGCGGAUGGACAUUUCCUCCCUUCAUUUCUGAUUUUUGAUGGUUGCCUGCCUCAUAGGAGCUUUAAGGAUGGUGUUCCAGAUAACUGGUUAUAUGGAUCCUCUGAAUCCGAGUUCAUGGAUACCGAGUUGUUUGAAAACUGGUUCGACAAAGUUUUCAUACCAUUCUGUGGAACAAGACGACCAGUACUGCUGAUUUUUGAUAACCACGAUUCCCAUAUCAGUAUUGACCUGAUAGAGAAGGCCAAAGCUAACAACAUUCACAUUAUUGGUUUACCACCUCACACUACUCAUCUGCUGCAGCCACUGGAUGUUGCCAUCCUUGGACCUCUUAAAGAAAAAGUGAACCAAUUAUCAGUUACCUUGGGAAACCUGAACAAGUGUGCCACCAUAGGCAAAGCCAAGUUUCCUGCUUUAUUAAGCACUGCAAUUGACCAGACUACAACAAUAGCAAGGGUCAAAGAGUCUUUCAGGAAAUCUGGAAUGUUUCCUGUAGACAGAUCCAUAAUUCCAAAUUCACAACUUGCGCCCGCCGACUUCAACAAAUCUAAAAAGACAAAUAAAAAAACUACAGAUGUAGAUACAACAACAAUCACCAGUAAUGAUCUCCAGGAAUCAACAAUUCUUUGUCACUGUUGUGGCAACACUAUCUCCUAUGUUAAAGAAAUAGAGAUGAGCAUACAUGUACCAACUGAAAAUCCGCUUGUAACAAAAAACUUAAUUCCAAGAAGUUUAGCAGAUGUACUGUUACCUCCAGCAAAUCCAUCUGUAGCAAAAAAAACUUCUAGUAAAAUCAUAACAGAAGCCAGGGUAAUAACAGGGGAUGAAAUGCUUCAAAAACUACAGUCAAAGCGUGAUGAGGCAGUAAAGUUGGCAGAAGAAAAACAGAAAGUGCUAGAAAAAAGGAAGAAGCUGAAGUUUUAAAGGAAGCAAAGAAAGAAAGAAAAGAGACAGAGAAAUAAGAGACACCGAAGAGGAAAGAGAGAGGAAGAGACAGAAGAAGGACGAAAAAAGAAAUAUGCAGCAAUGUAACCAACAAAUCACUAAUGAAUUCCACCAGUAUGCUACAUGUACUAAAUCAUCUGUAGACAUGGUAGAAAAUAGAAGAAGUUCCAGAGUAAAGACCCCUUUAAUAAGGGAAGAAUUUUUACAAUUUGAUAGCGAUAUGGAGAUUAUAGAGACAAUGGAAGAAUAAGGAAUAUAUAAUUAAAAUCUCUCCAGACUAUAAUUUGAAGAACUGUGAAAUUUAUUUUAAUUUUUUUUUGGAUCGAAAUUGCAUUAUAUUGAUAUAGAUCUAAUACUGUUCAUAACUUAUUGCUGCAAUAUUGAUUUUAAUUCGAUAAUACAAUUAUCUUCUGUAAAAGACUUAUUAUAAUUACCUGUAUAUUGUAAGCUGCAGAAAGUUAAAAGUUUUCUGGGUAUUAAGGCAUAUAAGGUUUAAGAUUUAGAUUUCCUUUUUUGCACGUCUUCAUAUUGUUUCUGAAAGAAAUAAUUAGGAAGUGGUAGAGACAAAAAGUUUUGACCAAUAAUCUGGGUUCACAAAAUCAUUUAAUGAAAGAUAAUAAUUUGCAAAAUUAUUCUGUUAUUCAACUCAUUGGUAAUUCAUUUAUAUUCUAAUCCAAAAAAAAAAUGAAGUAUAUGUGGUUUUUGAAAGAUCCGAAAGCAAAUGUAAUGACAAAUAACAAGUUUUGAUAUGCAUGCAUAACGUAUACAAUAUUAUCUUACACUAUAUGUACCAAUAUUUAAGUAAAAGAUCAGCAAAUGAUUUUUGAAGAUGUUAUGAAUCAUAAUUAAAUUGAUAUUUUCAAUAAUCUUAAACUUUAAUAAAAGCUUUUUAUAAACAUUUUAAUCAUCUGAAAAGAUAUGGACAGUUGUCAGGCUAUAUAGUAUUCACAUCGAAAAAUGUCUGAAUGAUAUAUACAUAAUAUUUUGUUCAUUUAAGGUAGUACCUUAAAUACCGGGGAUAACUCUGUAAAAUCAGUUAAUCAUUUUAAUCAUGUUAUACUGUUCAGGAAAUUUUAAGCUUUUCAAUGAUCGAACUAGUGUUUGUCAAACUGAAAUAUAUUCAACCAUUUCUUCCCAGAAAUCAAUUGGUUCAAGUUUUUUGAAAUUUUUGUAUUCUUUUCAAAGGGUCAAAGUAAAUAUUUUGUAAAAAUUUUGUGAAAAUUGAACGAGCCAAGUUAAUUUUAGUCAGGUGUUGGGUAGCAGCUUAAUGAAUAAUUGUACAUGAUAUAGCAGACAUGUGUA